Prorocentrum cordatum is the source of this 1003-nucleotide messenger RNA. The record is from the annotation of a GenBank genome assembly. Lineage: Eukaryota; Dinophyceae; Prorocentrales; Prorocentraceae.
GCACGCGCCUCUGUCCGCGGCCCUGCGCACCGAGUGGCGCCUCGUCGACCCUCGCAACGCGACGGCGGCGGACUUCGAGUCGGCGGUGGCGCUGAUACCGCCCGACGACACGCUCCGGGCGCCUGCCAGGCUCAGCGCCCUCAUGGACAGGAUGCCCGCGGGUCGGUUGCUGCAGUGGUCGUUCACAGGAACAGAGCUGCUGAACAUGUCGGCAGUGCCUGGGCGCUUCGCCGUGUGCGACGUCCACCAAGGCGGGGUGUCCAUUCCCGAGUACGUCAUGGCAGCCGUGCUGUCGUGGAACAUCCAGCUUCCCCAAGUGGACGCUGAGUUUCGCAGCUGCACCUGGCACGCGGAGAACACAUGCCAGCCGACCACGUUGCACCGCUCCGCCAAGGGCCAGACGAUCGGGAUCGUGGGCUACGGGGUCAUAGGCACGGGCGUCGCGCUGCGCGCCGCGGCCUUCGGCAUGCGCGUGGUGGCGGUCACCUACCCGGUGCCUGCCUCCCCGCCCGCACCGCUGGCGUGGGUCGGUGGUGACGACAUGCUGCCGCAGCUGAUGGAGGAGGCCGACUUUGUUGUCGUCGCGUGCCCGCUCAAUGCCGCCACCAAGGGUCUGAUCGGCGCUUCGGCGAUCGCGCGCAUGAAGCCCCAGGGCGUCUUGGUGAAUAUCGCAAGGGGGGCGAUAGUUGACGAGGCGGCAUUGUUCCAAGCCCUCAGCGAGCGAAAGAUAGGCGGGGCGGUUCUGGACGUGUGGUGGAGGUCCUUUGCUUGGUUGAUGCCAGGGCAGAUGUGGCCCUCGGAGUACAACUUCAGUGCCCUGCCGAACGUCUGGAUGACCUCGCACAUGAGCGGGGCCACACAGGAGGCACAGGACGAGGACUACGUCCAGAUAGCGUCCAACUUCGACGCCCUGGCGACUGGUCAGGCGCUCAAGAACGUGAUCCGGAACGCAACUCACAGUAUGAGUUAUGAUUAUGAUAUUGACACUUCCAUGCUCAUGUAG